GUAGCCACUCGCCCAAAGCCACCAGGUAGCCAGCCUGCCUGCCUGCCUCUGGCCCGUCGGGAAACACCGGGGCCCAAACCCAGACCAUUCCCCGACCCACAACCCCUUCUUCCCCCUUCCGUCCCCCAACCCAACCCACCCAGCCCUGGGCAUUUUUCCACGACAUGGUCCCCCCUCCUAAUCCCCUUCCACCGCCGUUCCUGCCUCUCUCUCUGGGCUGAUUUUCCCCUCCAAAGUUUGAUCAGGAAUAACAGGCUUUGUUCUUUUCUUUUUUGUCCCUCCUCCUCCUCUCCCCUCCAUCCAGCAGAGAUGCCUUGAGAUCCAAACCCAGCACCUGGGCGAGAAGGAAAUCCAGAGGACACACACCCCCUAACCCCCCCCCCCCCAAUUCUCUCUCUUUUUCAAUUUCUCUCUCAAUCUUUGGCCCCAAGAGAGGAUCUGCGGGGUGGACUGCCUCCCCAUCGCCACCGCACACCUUUCCCCCUCUCCUCCUCCUCCUCCUCCUCCUCCUUUCCCCCUCUCUUUCCCUCUCUCCUACUGCUGGCUGUUGCAAGUGGAGCUGGGGGGCGCGGGUCCUCCUCCUGCUCCUCCUGCUCCCCCUUGUAUGCCGCCUCUGCCCCAAUGGUGGGGCGUCCCUGAGGCGGCGGCGUUGGCGUUGGCGUUGGGGCGCCAUGGGAGACCUGAAGUCCGGCUUCGAGGAGGUGGACGGCGUCCGCUUGGGUUACCUGGUGAUCCGGGGCAAGCAGAUGUUCGCCCUCUCGCAGGUCUUCACCGAUCUGCUGAAGAACAUCCCUCGGACCACGGUCCACAAGCGGAUGGACCACCUCAAGGUGCAGAAGCACCACUGCGACCUGGAGGAGCUCCGCAAGCUCAAGGCCAUCAACUCCAUCGCCUUCCACGCCGCCAAGUGCACCCUCAUCUCCCGGGAGGACGUCGAGGCCCUCUACACCUCCUGCAAGACCGAGAGGGUGCUCAGGGCCAAGCGGAGGGCGGCCGGCGGCGGGCAAGAGCCCAAAGACCCCAAAGUGGCGGCGGCGGCGGCAGCGGCGGCGGCGGCGGCGGCCUUUUGGAAAGACGGAGGGAAACUUUGGCUGGGGCUGAAUGGAGCAGCGCCUCUGGGCAGCAGCGGCGGCAGCAACAGCAGCAGCAGCAGCAGCAGAAGGAAGGGAUGGCGCAAAGGCACCGCUGCAAAGUCGGAGCCUUUCCUACCGGCUUCGGAUCUACCUCACUUUUGGAGCCCAUCGCCGGGGCUCAGCCACCCGGGACUCAGCCGGAGCCCUGGCAAAGGGUCCGCAAACUAUGAAACGCCCCCGCUCCGGCCCCGCUACGUCUCCCUGGCCUCGGAGCCGCCUUGUUUCCGCAGCCUCCUCUGCUCCAAGCACCCCCACUACUACUACCACUCCUCCGCCGCCAUUGCCAGCCAGCCCAAGCUCGCCGCCGCCGCUGCAGCCGCCGCCGCAGCCGCUGCAGCUGCCGCAGCCGCCGCCGUUGCCGUCCGAGGCAGCAGCCCUUUGGGUCUCGGGGGGUGUCGGUCCAAACGGAGGAAGGCGGCCCCGGAGGGAGGGUUCCUGCCCGGCUGCGGGCGCCGCCUGCUCCUGCUCCCCCGGACCCAGGCUUACAAGGCGGCCAAGAGCGCCGGGAGGCUGCCCGCCUUGAAGGGCUUCGUGGCGCCGCAGAACCCCGAGCCUUUUCCCGAGAGCUACAGCAGCGACUCCGACUCCAGCUCCUACUCCGACCAGGCGGGCAACGACUCCGAUUUCUGCUCCAGUUUGACCAGCACCAGCAAUUCCGGGUCUUCGGAGGAGGAAGAAGAGGAGGAGGAAGACGACGACGACGAUGAAGAAGAAGAAGAGGAAGGCAGCUUCGUUUCCGACUCCAGCGAACUGAGCUCCGAUGAGGAGGAAGAGGAGGAAGAAGAGGAGGAGGAGGAGAGCAGCUCAGAGUCGGAUUCCAGCACUGGCUCCAGCCAAGUCUCGGUGCAGAGCAUCCGCUUCAGGCGCACUGCUUUCUGCCCGUCGCCCGGCCUGCUCCUCCCGGCCCCGUUCUCCUCAGCUUCUCCGCGGGGCCCCGAACAGCUCCCCGGACUGGACCGGACCAUCAAAGCCGAAGCCUCCGAGGAGGAGGAAGAGGAAGAAGAGGAGGAGGAAGAGGAGCAACCGCCGAGCCAAGACUGGAGCAGUUCGGCCGCCUGGGUCCCCAAAGCCGAGCCGGGGCUGGCCUCACCGGAGAGCCCCCCUCCUCCCCCGGGCAGGCUGGGCUUCGGGGAGCAGGGCCAGGCCAGCGGGGGAAGCAGCAGCAGCAGCCGCAGCAUCCACCGACGCCGCCGAGGCCGCCCCGACGGAGAGGCUCCGGGUCCCGCCAUCCUGGCACCUGGCGGAGGGAGCCCCGAGGCCGCCCUGGGCUUGCCAGGGGGAGCCAAUUCCUGCAGCCCAAAGGCCAGCCCAGAGAGACUCUCCUGGGAGGGCAGGAGAUGCCCCCUCGACCCCUCUCCUCCGCCUCCUCCUCCGAUUCCCCUUCCUCCGCCCCGGCCAGAGACCCCCCCAACUGCCUUGCAAGGUCUGCCAGCCAGGGAAGGCCCAGAAGAUGCCCACCUCCCGCGCCCCUCCAGCCCCUCUCCUGGCAGCCAGCCCUCCUCCUCCGACCUUCCUCCCCGGGACCCGCUCUCCUCUGGGCAGCUCCUCCGCCUCCCGCCCCUUGUGCCCAUUGCCCAGAUCAAAGUGGAGGACAGCAGUGCCAAUGCCGAGUACGGAGUCCAGAGCAGCCCCCCUGGGACGCCCCCAUGGCAGCCCAAGCUGGAGGCCAGCCCCCCCCCCCCCCCCCCCCCGGACGACGACGAGGACCCCGACGAAGACCCGGCCGGGCCCCCGGAGCAGCCCCCCGGGCCCACCGCCUCCACGGCACCCCCCACCCCCACCAGGACCCCGAGGACGCCCCCGCUGCCGCCCCCGGCCCCCCUCAGCCAGGCCCUGGCGGCCUGCACUUUAGGCUCCGCCGCCUCGGCUGCUGCCAAGCCCGAGGAGGAGGAGGACGACGGGGAGUACAAAUUCGGCGCCCGGGUGAGGAAGAACUACCGGACCUUGGUGUUGGGCAAGCGGGCCCUGCUGCCCAGCCCGGCGCCGCUCAAGCCAAACCUGAAAUCGGCCCGGAGUCCCCGGGGGCUGCCCUCCGCAACUACAACGACGGCGUCGGCGUCGGGGAAGCUCCUGGAGAGCCCCGACGGGACCCUGGAGGACCUGGGCGUCCUCGGGCGGCGCAAGCGGGUGGGUGGCAGCGUGGCCUCGGCCCUCAAGCGGCCCUUCAGUUUCCUGGGCAACUUUCCAUGCCCGCCUUCUCUGGUGGUUGGCUUGGACGGGGAUCUGUUGCCGGCCUACAGCUUGAACACCGCCCAGGAUGCCCAGCCGCCCCCCAAGGCCCACCCGGUCUGGAGGUGGCAGCUGGGCGGCUCAGCGAUACCUCUUCCCCCCAGCCACAAAUUCAGGAAAUUUCAUUCAUGAAAACGGUGGAAAGUAGGGGAGACUGCCCCGACGUCGUGGUUCUUUGUGUUGGCUGGGAUUUUUUGAAUAUAUAUAUUAUUAUAAUUAUAAUUAUUAUUAUUAUUUCUCCCGCCGCCUUCUUGACCUUUGAAGCUGGAUGGUGCGUUUCCCUCUGCUACUCCUUGGCAUCCUUUCUGGUUUUAUCCUCUCUUUUGGGAAGCAGAGGAAGAAGAAGCAGAAGCAGAAAUUGGAUUACUAUUUUCUUUGCCAUGAAAAGAGAUCGUGGGGGAAGA
This is a messenger RNA of Sceloporus undulatus (fence lizard), 3766 nucleotides long. RefSeq names its product SKI/DACH domain containing 1 (gene SKIDA1). The transcript has 2 exons. The coding region runs from base 672 to 3494 and encodes 940 amino acids. The record is from RefSeq and is a predicted model, not a curated record. Lineage: Eukaryota; Metazoa; Chordata; Lepidosauria; Squamata; Phrynosomatidae.